UUACGUAGCGUAGGAAUUUCCAGCUUGUGCAAAUCAGCUCCGAGACUAAAAGAAGUGCAAUAUAUAAAGCUGGAAAUGUCUGUGUAUUUUAUCCGAUGGUACCUUUCAGAAUGCAAUAGGAUUGUCCACCUGUCUGGAGAAACCUUUAAAUAUCCUGGAAUAUGGUGGAAGCAGUACUGAUAGAUCUGUUCAGCCUCACAGCCAACUUGCAGAGCAACCUCCAAGGAUUACUACACAACACUCUGGAAGCUAUUGAGAAAUGCUCUUCCAGCCAUGCUCCGUUUGUUUAUGUCAUGUGUUGCCAGAGGCAGGGGAGUGAAAGGAAAGGUGAACAAGAGUCCUUGCUUCCAGCUCUGAGAGGUUUUCAGAGUCUGAAGAGAAGACUGGAGGUGGUAUGUGCUCAGACUACAGCUGCUGCUUUGUACACUGUCAAACAGAGACUGGAUGAAAAAGACCUGAGCAUCAUUAAAGUUAUUCUUCCUACCUUAAGAAAAGACUUAAUGAAAGUAUAUAUAAACCAUCUCUUUACAGCAGUCUACCAGUUUGAAUUUGAGGAUUUACAGGUGGCACCUGACAGUGAAAGCCUGCAGAUAUCAGAACAUCAGCAUGAAGGGCAAAUGCUUCCUUCACAGGACAUGGCAUUCAUCCAACAUGAGAUUCAGAUGUACUUGGAAAGCCUGCCAAGCCUGAAAGGGGAGCUCACCAUCCUCAGAUCUUCCCUGAUCCCAGAUGAUAUUUUCUUACAUGGGUUCACCACAAGGACAGGUGGGAUCUCCUACAUACCAACUCUAAGCUCCUGCAAUCUCUUCAGCAGCUCCAAGCGCAGGGACCCACAGAUUGUUGUUAAAGAAAAUCUCCGCCGGCUAGCUAAUGCUGCAGGAUUUAACCCAGAGGCUUUUCACAGAGUCAAGGUAGAUCACGCUAAUGCUGUGUGUAUUAUGGGAAAGACAGAGCCUGACGACUAUGAUGGAAUAGUUACGGAUCAGAAGGGUGUCACGCUGGCAGCUCCAGGUGCUGACUGCAUACCCGUGCUCUUUGCUGAUCCUGUCAGAAGAGCCUGUGGUGCUGCUCAUUCUGGAUGGAAGGGCACAUUGUUAGGAGUGUCUAUGGCCACAGUGAAUGCUAUGGUAUCUGAAUAUGGCUGUAACAUGAAAGAUAUCCUUGUGGUGCUGGGCCCAUCUGUGGGACCUUGCUGCUAUAGACUUCCUCAUGAAUCAGCAAAAGAAUUUCACAGAAUUGAUCCAAAGUGUGUGAGACUUUUUGACUCUGCAAAUCCUUAUAUUGAUAUCAGAAGAGCAACAAGGAUUCUUCUUGAGAGAGGUGGGAUUCUUCCUGAGAACAUCCAAGAUGAUUCUAUCACAGACCAGAACCAAAACAUCACUUUCUGUACUGCAUGCCACCCUGAUAAAUUUUAUUCUCACUUUCGUGAUGGCACUAACUUUGGGACACAGAUUGGCUUCAUAUCAAUCAAAGACUGA
Molecule: messenger RNA, 1478 nt
Organism: Camarhynchus parvulus
Lineage: Eukaryota; Metazoa; Chordata; Aves; Passeriformes; Thraupidae
Gene: LACC1
Product: laccase domain containing 1
Exons: 6
Coding region: 162-1478 (438 amino acids)
Molecular function (GO): copper ion binding
Source: RefSeq, a predicted model, not a curated record